Molecule: messenger RNA, 855 nt
Organism: Aedes albopictus (Asian tiger mosquito)
Lineage: Eukaryota; Metazoa; Arthropoda; Insecta; Diptera; Culicidae
Exons: 4
Coding region: 94-855 (253 amino acids)
Source: RefSeq, a predicted model, not a curated record
AGAAUCAUCAAAGCAGUAUCCGAUAUAAUCGAGACGGUUGCCGAAAAGGUGGUUGAAGAUGUCACCGCAACAGUACUCAAUACGGUAGGUGCAAUGUUGGCAAAAACAACAGCCACACUGGAGAUGAGAAUAGACGCCGCUAUUCGUCAAAGAUCUGGUGACCAAUAUUUCGGAGCAUCGUCAUCUUUACAAUUUACACCCGUUAACACCACGGAUGAAAUUGACGCUCUGGAAGAAAAUCUGAAGAAAGAGGUCUACGCCAAGCAGUUGUUUGUUCAUAUGAAAAGAAUAAUGGGACACACUGGAGAUGCCUGUAACGGACUGAAUGUUGCUUACGGACUGAUUGAAAAUUUCUUCGACAGAAAGUUAAUGCUCGUGUGUUCCUGGACAGGUGAGAGCAGAGGAGAAAUCAGAAAGUUUGCAAUGAAAAAGUGUGACAACAUUCUGGACUUUUUUCUGAAACUUGUCCGAAGUGUGAACAACACAUUUUCACGUACAUUGAUGGAAGAUUUUUUCACGAGGAUUACGAGGAAUUCAAAAAAGCGCAGUGAAUCGAAGGGCCAAAGACAAUCGUCCAUCCACCGAAGGGCGAGGACGAAGAAUGGCGACAAAUCCAACUCCAACGUUCGUUGUGUUCCUGAAAAUGAAUGCAGCACUUCGAGUAAAGUCUCAAAUACGCCCCAGGUCCCACACCUACUCCAGAUAACCCUAGAUAUGCCGGAACAGACAGAGCCUUUGGACGUCUCUGAAGGUGUUGAUGAAUCUGCAACGAAUUCAGAACGUGAGAAUGAGGAUGACGAUGAUGCUGAGGACGAGGGAGAUAUUUCGCAAGAUGACUCCAAAGAGGAUUUGUAA